Lathyrus oleraceus (garden pea) is the source of this 1680-nucleotide messenger RNA. RefSeq lists its product as uncharacterized. The transcript is spliced from 3 exons. The record is from RefSeq and is a predicted model, not a curated record. Bases 1 to 1680 code for a protein of 559 amino acids. NCBI's taxonomy places the organism in Eukaryota, Viridiplantae, Streptophyta, Magnoliopsida, Fabales, Fabaceae.
AUGUACCUCUCUCCUGAGGUUGAACAACAUAGUGAGAAGAAUGAUGAUUCCUCCAGUUCUGAGAAGGACAUGGCUGCUAAAGGUUUGUGCUCCCUAGGGCAAACUGUGUCUGGUAAAGGAAAAUUUGUGGCAUCUAAAACUGCCAAUGCUUCCCAUUCUGAGAAGCAUGAUGUUGCAAACGAUGCGAUUGACCUAGAGGACGAUAGGUCUGAUGAUCAAGAGGAUAACUUACUUCAUCACUUAAAGUCAAGUGUGGCUAAGCGUAUGAAGAACAGAAAAGGAAGAUUUGUGGCUGAACUGAUGUCAGCUAGAACAACUAAGAAGGUUGCUGGUGUUGGUCCUUCAAAAUCUUGGAGCAAGGUUGAAGUGAAGAAGAGGAUGGUUAGAGAAGUUUCUGAGUAUGAAGAGGAUGUCGAGGAAGAUGUCCCUGACAUCUCUCCUGUGAAGAAGACCCCUGUGAAGAAGUCCCAUGUGAAAGUUGUUGCUGUGCAUUUGGAUAAUAUUUCUUUCCAUCUUGAGGAUGGAGCUGCCAAAUGGAAAUUUGUGAUUCAAAGAAGGGUGGUUGUGGAAAGGGAGUUAGGAAAGGAUGAUGUUGAAGUCAAGGAGGUCAUGGAACUGAUAAAGACUGUUGGGUUAAUGAAGACUAUGUUUGGGUUCUCUCAGUGCUAUGAGGGUUUAGUUAAGGAAUUCAUUGUCAACAUUCCUGAGGAUAUUGCUGAUAAGAACAGCAAGGAAUUUUGCAAAGUGUUUGUGACAGUUAAGCUGCCUAUUGCCUUUCCCUCUAUGAUUUGUGGGAUUAUCCUGAAUCAACACCCUGGUAUUCUGAGUUCUAAUGACUUACCAAGUAGAAGAAAACCUGCUUUGUCAAUGCAUUAUAAAUCGUUUGAAGGCAGUCAUGUCGAAGUCAUUGUCAUGACAUCUGCUAUGAAAAAGCCAACCUCAAAAGUUGGAACUAUUGCUGAGCUGAAUGAGACUUGUAAAGAGCUGGGUGAAGGGAUAAGGGUAGCAACAGCUAGGAAAGAAUCCAUAGGCCAAGCACUAGGAGGUCACAAGACUUGUCAUCGCUCCAACAAGCAACAGAUACAUGAUGAUAAGGCUCACAAAACUAUCAAGAUCACUUUCUUUUUAUCUUCUUCUCCAAUUUAUCCUAAUAAUCAUGAUGCCAAACUGAAAAGACAUUCAUGGACUAGGGUUUUCAAAGGUACCGUUCAUCAUCCACCUGCUGCAUUGAAACCUCUUCAACAAGAAGAGUUACCAGCUGUUGACUUGGUAAGUUUGCUGCCACCAAGAUCGUAUAAUACAAAGAAAAAGAGCCGGAGAUAUCUUAUUCAUGAUGGAGUUUCUAAUAAUACUGCUCCAAUACCGUUGUUGGAUAUGUCUCGCGAAGUUGCGAAUCUUGAUUUGAAUCGUUCUGAGUAUAAGAGGAUGAAAAUUUCAAGCAAUGGGAAUGAAACUGAGAUGACGCAGAAACCAUUUGUGCCGCUAACAAGUGAUGGUAUUGAUGAAACAGUGGGGAAGGAGGAGAAGAACUUGAGCGAAGGUGAAACAGCGGAGUCAAGAGUUGUUGGAAACUUUGAUUUGAACGAGCUCCAGAUGCAUGAUGUUGAAACAGGCGUGUCAAGAGUCGUUCGAGACUUUGAUUUGAACGAGCUCCCGACUAAUGAUAUUGAAAAAGAAUGA